CCAUCCCCUGCAGAGCACCUGACACAGAUAUCUCAGUUCACUAGCUGCUUUAAUUUUAGCCCCUCUGCAUCACAGCAGGUUUGAGGCUCAAGAGUGGUGAAAUCCUAGCCAGUGUUUUCUCGUUCUUUUUUUACCCCUGUUGACAAAAGCGAGGGUUGGUGAAUGUUAGAACCCAGGGGGAGUUAAGAAGUGCGACUGAUAAGGAUCCAGGCUUCUGCUUUCUGGUUCAAAUCCAGUUCUUGAAGCCAUCCAGCCUUUUGAGAACCACUGCUAAUUAAAGCACUGUCUGCUGAUAAUGUCUCUCCUGGAGAUUCUGAAGCCAAACCUCUGAUCUUCACAUUUGUCCCUACUGUCAGAAGACUACCAACCCAUAUUCAGUUGGCUGACACUUCCAAAUUCCUUGUUAAAAUUCCAGAGGAACCAAGUGAUAAGAGCCCAGAAAGUGUUAAUAGGUUUGAGUACAGUGACCAUAUGACCUUCAGCUGUGAGAGCAAACAGGAGAGAGACCAGAGGAUACUGGCUUAUCCCUCAUUGUUCAGUGGAAGGAAUUCACAAGGACCGAAAUUUGAUAGGAACGAACCAGAAGGAAUGCAGAAAGGUGACCUCUUCAAAGCAGAAUAUGUUUUUGUUGUGGAUUCCGAUGGUGAAGAUGAAGCUACAAGCAGACAAAGUGAACAAGGACCCCCAGGGGGAACAGGCAACAUAGCUACCAGGCCCAAGUCUCUGGCUAUUUCUUCCAGUCUGGCUUCUGAUGUGGUUCGUCCCAAAGUACGUGAGGUUGAUUUCAAGGCCUCAUCACAUCUGGAAAUUCCUCAUGGGAUGACCCCUAAGCAAAAGCAUGGACAGAAAACGGCACCCGUUCCAGCUAACGUCAGCGGAGCCUCUGUGCUACAGGAAUUUCACACUCACAGGCUGGAUGUCACAGGGAACUCGGUGGAAGAAACAGCUACGUAUUUCCACUCUACUGCUCACGAGUUCCCUCUUUCUGCAUGGAGGGGUGCUUCGUCAUUAGUAUUUUCCCCUUCCACUCAGCUGUCAGGUUCUAGUUUACGUGGUUCAAAUAUUGCUGGUCACACACGUGGACUGGCAUCCGAAGCACAGACGAGUAUGUCAACUGCGCCUGUCCUUAAUCCCAGGGAAGAUCUGAGAACCUCUCCUUCACCUGCCUCUGGUGCUUCUCUGAAGUCACCUUCACCUUCCUACAUACCGGUCCGCAUUGUCAUGCAUUCACUCUCUCCAAGUCCAAAACCACUUACCUCCUCUUCCCAUGGCUCUUUGUCUACUGUCUGUAGCCGCAUGUCAUCCAGUGGAAAUCUUUCAAAGGCAGGCGUGAAGUCCCCAGUACCCUCUCGGCUCUCUCUCCUCACUGCUAUCCUCAAAUCAAACCCUUCUCACCAAAGGCCUUUAUCCCCUGCAUCCUGCCCAACCUUCUCACUCAAUUCCCUGGCCUCUUCCACUCUCACACUUGAUCAAAGAGUGAAGCAAUCUUCUCCCACACCUAAGAAAUCUCUCUCAAGUUGUUCCUUGACAGCUGGGUCUUCUGAGCAAGGAGAACACCAGGCUUCUGCAGAGACACGCCAACCCUGCCACCUCCCUUCCUUUCCCAAGUCUCCCCCACUUUCUCAGGUGUACCUCAUCUCUCCACCAGCACCUGACAGUAGCAGCUAUGCUUCUAUGGAUGUAGAGAAAAUACCACGAGGCACACUGAGGAGCAGCACGACACUACCCCAAUUACAGACGGACACAUUCGGUUUUGCUGAUGCCCCUCCUGUCACACCGAGCUCAUCCCCUCUUCCUUCUUCAGAGGGCAGACAGGAUGGUGACCUCAGGGGCCCAGAAAAGGACAGGAAUAUUUGCACACAACCUUCUACCUUAUUAUCCUCUGUGUCUCCUGUCAAUGAGAGCCCUGCCCUUUCCUCUCUAGAGAAGUGUUUCCACCCGUCCCCAGCCCUCUCAGAUCUGAUAGAUAGAUCCAAAACAGCCUGCUCCCAACAACACUCAGGCCCCAGGCUGCACCCUUCUGUUCUUCCUGCUCCUCCCACCCCCCACGCAGGCUCUGCUUCUCAUCCCAAUUUGGGGCUCUCCAGACUUCCUCCUGAGAGUUCACUCACCCAGGUACUCCAACCUAGUCCUUCAGCACUGUACCCUAGCUGUGACCGUGGUACAUGUCCUUCAAGAACUGGACCGUCUGAAAGCACAAUACCCAACCACAGCUCACUCGUUCCAAGCCCAUCACUUCCUGUCUCUCUAACAAGAACCAAGGAGCUGAUCUCACCUUGUGCACUGUCCAUGUCAACAGACCCCGAAAAUAAGAAGCUCAAGCAAUACAAGACCAAGUCAAGCUACAAGGCUUUUGCAGCAAUCCCUACAAACACAUUGCUCUUGGAACAGAAGGCCCUAGAUGAACCAGCCAGGACUGAAAGCAACUCCAAGGCCAGCGUAUUAGACCUACCAGUAGAGUUGUAUUUCCCUGCACAGCUCAGGCAGCAAACUGAAGAGCUCUGUGCUACCAUUGAUAAGGUCUUGCAGGACUCCUUGUCGAUGCAUUCUCCUGAUUCUCCUUCACGGCCCCCACAGAAAAUGUUGGGUUCUGAAACAAUCAAAACUCCUGCAACUCAUCCAAGAGCAGCUGGUCGAGAAACCAAAUACGCAAAUCUAUUAUCAUCAUCUUCUACAGCCUCUGAGAGUCAACUGACUAAGCCUGGAGUAAUUCGCCCAGUACCUGUAAAAUCCAAACUAUUACUGAGAAAGGAGGAAGAAGUUUAUGAACCUAAUCCCUUCAGUAAAUACCUUGAAGACAACAGUGGCCUAUUUUCUGAUCAGUAAAGAAGUUGGAGAGGAAGUGAAAACCAGUCUGAUGAAGAGUUUUGGAAUGCCAGUGCUAAUUGCUUGCUAGAUUUCACUUAUGUUUUUUCAGAAUGAUGCUCUGUUUA
Molecule: messenger RNA, 2933 nt
Organism: Phodopus roborovskii (desert hamster)
Lineage: Eukaryota; Metazoa; Chordata; Mammalia; Rodentia; Cricetidae
Gene: Mlip
Product: muscular LMNA interacting protein
Exons: 12
Coding region: 472-2826 (784 amino acids)
Biological process (GO): negative regulation of transcription by RNA polymerase II
Cellular component (GO): nuclear envelope; sarcolemma; PML body
Molecular function (GO): lamin binding; transcription corepressor activity
Source: RefSeq, a predicted model, not a curated record